AUGCCGAAAGCACAAUCAAAGCUUUCAUUAGCAUUACAGCAGGCUGAUACCAUAGAGCAAGAGCAACAACAACAAAGCAUUGCAUCGAGAUUAAAUAAAAGUCAUCAUGAUACACUGCAAAAACAGCGGCACCAUUUCAGAAACAAAAGUGCAGCAUCGAGCUACUCGAGCAAUUCAAACAAUUCACAUAAUGGCAAUAGCGACAAUACUGUAGAAAAUAACCAUAAAGAUAGCAAUAACUAUGGAGGAAGUGGCAAGACUAACCUUAAUUUUAACCUGAACAUUAAUAAUAGCAAUAACAAUAUCAAUCACACUGGUAAUGUCGCUACUAACGCCAGUAACAUCAGUGAAAUCUUUGGUAAGCACAGAACUCAUCGAAAAUCAAAUGCUUCAAACUCAAAUAAUACCAGCAUGUUGUCAACAUCCACUCCUAGUUCAUCAACCAUUUUCCAAAGCAAUGUCACAAAUGCUAACAAUGCAUCAUUAGCUAAUGCCAAUAUUGAUAUAAAAAAAGACGCCAGAGGGUUUGCGCCAAGCCAAAAUGGUGCAGUUUUCAAACCUAUCCCGAGUCCAUCUUUGCUCCCAAAUUUGGUACAGCAUAGCUCACCAUAUGUAUCCACAACCCCAUCUUCGGCAAGACAUUUCAAACCUGAGUUGUCACCAUUAAAAACCACAUUUGGCGAUGAUGAUAAUAGUGACGAUGAUGAUGAUGGUGGUGGUGGUGAAGGUGAAGGUGAAGGUGACGGCGAGGGUGAAGGUGAAGGUGAAUGCAAAGGCAAAGGUAAGGGUGUUAAUGAAGAUAAAUAUCAGAGCAUGAAUGUGAGUGAGAAUAAAAGAGAUCCAAAGAAUGAGAGAGGAUGGCUUGCAAACAAUAACACACAAGAAGAGGAAGGCAAUUAUAGUCCCACAAACAGCUUUGACGAAUAUGAGCCUGAACUUGAAUUGAAACUCGAAUCAAAAGGACCACAGUACAACUUACAUCAACAAUAUUAUCAAGCAAAGAAUGUAGCAGACGAGAAAAGAAAGAAACAAAAAGUGCAUGAACAACAUAUUCUUAGUCCCACAAAAAAUUACAAAGCAGAAGAAAGUACCAGCACUAAAGCAGAAAAAUCAGGAAAGAAAGGGUCUGCAAAAGGUGUAGACAAUGAAGGAUCCCGCACAGAUGGGUUCAGUAAAGAUGAACUUUUGUUGGAAGAUGAGGACCAAGAUGAUUCUGAUGAUGAGCCCAUGAAUCCAGCUGACGAAGAAGACCUCAAGGAUUAUGGACCAGGAGGCUAUCACCCGUGCUAUAUUGGCGAAGAGUACAAGAAUGGGAAAUAUACACUUGUGAGGAAGCUUGGAUGGGGUCACUUCUCUACAGUUUGGUUGGCAAGAGAUAAUGACAAACAGUGCCAUGUUGCUGUGAAAGUAGUCAGAUCAGCAAAACAUUAUACAGAGACUGCAGUCGAUGAGAUAAAAUUGUUGGACAAAGUAACAACCUCCGAUGUAAACCACCCGGGACAUCAACAUGUCAUUCAGUUGUUGGAUACAUUCACUCAUAAAGGCCCCAACGGUGUGCAUGUUGUGAUGGUGUUUGAAGUAUUGGGUGAAAACCUUCUCGGCCUAAUUAGACGUUAUAAACACCGAGGCAUUCCUGUGGUAUUUGUCAAACAGAUUGCCAAACAGCUUCUUGCCGCUUUAGAUUUCUUGCAUCGGACAUGUGGUGUGAUACAUACUGAUUUGAAACCUGAAAAUAUUUUAAUUGAAAUUGGAGAUGUCGAGCAAAUAGUCCGUAUGGUGGAGCAAGAAAACUUGCAACGGAAACUACUGAAGAAGCUUUCAAAGUCAUCCAAGUCAUCAACACCAAGCAGCUCAUAUACUCCUCAUUCACUUACAGGGAAAAACUCAGUAGAGAAAACAGCAGUUGGAUCUCUUACUUCACCGUCAUUGGGACGAAGCGGAAGAAGAUCACGCAGACAUACAUUGAUUACUGGAUCGCAGCCAUUACCAUCACCAUUGAGGACUUUGAACAGAUCCUUUACUAGCAUUUAUGGUUUUUCAACAACAACAGCUAAUACGCCAAUCAAGGGGAUAUCGAUCAAUAAUCAAAACAAUCAAAAUAAUCCUAAUAACCACAAUCAUAACCAUUAUACCUCCAACAAUUCAGCAUUUGCUGCCUCGUCGGCAUUGGCAUCAGCAAUUUCUGGACUGGCAGCGAUUCCGUUGGCAACUACUGCAGAGCAACAUAACGAAGAUGACGAUGAGAUUGACCAUACUUUAAACAACUCGUUAUCGUCAAUGUCUUUAACAAAUUCAAAUAGCUACCAAGCAGCCAAUGUUGACCCUGUACAAAUACCAAACGAGUCAAAUUUCAGAUUGGACGAGUCUUCAAAUGUUACCGAUGUUAACGAUGUUAUUAAUGAAGACGAGUUGAUCUCCGUCAAGAUUGCCGAUUUGGGUAACGCAUGCUGGACUGAUCAUCAUUUUACCGAUGAGAUACAGACUCGACAAUAUCGUGCCCCCGAAGUUUUAUUAGGUUACCACUGGGGCUGCUCUAGUGACUUGUGGUCCUUUGCUGCUCUCAUCUUUGAGUUACUAACCGGUGACUAUUUGUUUGAUCCGCGCGAUGGUAAAUCCUAUAGCAAGGACGAUGAUCACAUUGCACAGAUUAUUGAGCUUCUUGGUGGGUUUCCAAGGAUGAUGCUUAAAGAGUCAAUGUAUGCACGAGACUUUUUCACAUCAAGGCACGAAUUACGCAGAAUUACAAAGUUGAAACCAUGGGCAUUGAAGGAUGUUUUGGCUGAGAAAUACAAGUUCUCCAUUCUGGAUGCAAUUGAAAUUGCAGAUUUCCUUUUACCGAUGUUGACGCUUAGGCCAGAAGAAAGAGCAGAUGCGGGUGGUAUGAUUAACCAUCCAUGGCUACGGGACGCAUUGGGAUUGGAAAAUGUUGUGUUUGAGCGUCCUGUUGGCGGUUCGGGUGAUGAUAUACCUGGAUGGGCCAAAGAAUUGUGUACAACUACAACACACGCUGCUGGUACUUUUACUCCAAAUAAUAACAAGUCGCAUCAACAUCAUUAUUAUCAUUAA
Messenger RNA from Lodderomyces elongisporus, 3066 nucleotides. Its product is annotated as serine/threonine protein kinase. The coding region runs from base 1 to 3066 and encodes 1021 amino acids. Lineage: Eukaryota; Fungi; Ascomycota; Pichiomycetes; Serinales; Debaryomycetaceae. Gene Ontology annotation, cellular component: nucleus; cytoplasm. The record is from RefSeq and is a predicted model, not a curated record. Gene Ontology annotation, molecular function: ATP binding; protein serine/threonine kinase activity. The transcript has a single exon. Gene Ontology annotation, biological process: peptidyl-serine phosphorylation; spliceosomal complex assembly; regulation of mRNA processing.